Hibiscus syriacus is the source of this 1962-nucleotide messenger RNA. RefSeq names its product BTB/POZ domain-containing protein At2g24240-like. NCBI's taxonomy places the organism in Eukaryota, Viridiplantae, Streptophyta, Magnoliopsida, Malvales, Malvaceae. Gene Ontology annotation, biological process: protein homooligomerization. The transcript has a single exon. Bases 430 to 1767 code for a protein of 445 amino acids. Gene Ontology annotation, molecular function: protein binding. The record is from RefSeq and is a predicted model, not a curated record.
AGAGAGAACAUGUAGCAACUCGUGGAAGAAGAAAAAAAACUAAAGAGUCUUGUCUAUCUGAAAUUUCGACGCUCCAGUUCUUUCAAUUCUACUUCACCAAAUUCCAAGAAAUCCUAAACCCAGUUUUGAAAUCCUUGUCUUUCCAAUACCCAGAUCUCAGUUUUUUCAAUUUGAUUAAAUUUGACUCAUUUAGUUCAUUUCCCCUGUUGCUUGUUCAACCAGGGUAUCCCUCUUGUAGCUUAUAAACUGAGCUUUUCAUCCAUCUUUAUUUGUGGUUUCACACCUCUCCUCGAUUCCUCUUUUCGUCCAUCUUAAAUUAUCUCUGCCUUGCAAUAUUUUCUAGCCGAACGCUAAAUUUUGAGACCAAACUCCAAAAUUUUCCCUGUUUUUCAAUCCAGGAUUCUUUAAUUUUUGAGAAAGAAUCGAGUCAUGGGAAUCCAAAAAGACAUAGUCAAAUUCAACGUAGGAGGCAGAAUCUUUCAAACGACGGCUACAACACUCGCAAACGCAGGCAGGGAUUCCUUUUUCGGUGCAUUAUUUGAUGACAAUUGGUACUUACGACAACAACAACAACCGAACAGCCGCCAAGAAUUCUUUAUCGAUCGAAACGCCGACUGUUUCGCUGUCCUCCUCGACCUACUCCGAACAGGCGAUCUCUGCAUACCCCCCAAUGUCUCCGAAAGGCUUCUUUACCGAGAAGCCAUGUUUUACGGCUUAACUGACCGUGUCCGUUCCGCCAAAUGGGGUCCAUUUGAUGGUAACAAGUUAAAGCUAUCAAAGUCAGUAACCGGGCAAGCCCCGGGAGAUGGAACUGCCGUCCGAGCCGGUCCGGACGGCGGCUGCUGCGUAGCUCAUGGUAGCAUGGUUCAUGUUUUUGACUGGAUGUUAGAAGAACACCCGCCAAUCAAUCUGGAUUACCAAAGAGUCAACGACAUAGGCUGGGUCAACGCUGAGAAUGUAUUGAUAAGUGCUUGCGAAAGGCUGGGGAAAGGAGAUGGUGGGAUGGGGUUGUUCAGUUCAUCAACUGGAGAUUUGAGACACAGGUUUAACGUUGUUCAUGAUAAUCAAAUCAAGAGUUUCACUGCUGGGGCUUUGAGUUUCAGUCCAGAUUAUAAGAUUUUUGCAGGCUGUAAAGGGAGAAGCAAUGAGUAUGGGAUUGGAGUUUGGGACCAAGUUACUGGUAAACAAAUGGAUUUCUUUUAUGAGAGCCAUGGCUGGUCUCUUGGUGAUGCUGAUAAACUUCAAUGGUUGAAUGGUAGUAACUGCUUAUUGGUUGCCACAUUGUUUCCCAGAAAAGAUAACUGUUACAUCAGUUUACUUGAUUUUAGAGAAAAGAGAAUGGUUUGGUCUUGGUCCGAUAUCGGCGCUCCGUUGACCAUUGAUGAGAAGAGAGUUAGAGAUGCCAUUGCAAUGGAGAAAUGCAAUUCUAUUUGUGUAGUGAAUGAGUAUGAUGAUCUGGGGUUCAUAGAUUUAAGGAGCAAUGGAGGAAGUGUGAGAUGGAGUUCCAGAAGUAGGUUGCUCAAGGGGAAGAUGCCUGAUGAGCCUUGUUACCCCAAAUUGGCAUUGCAUAAUGGGCAGUUGUUUUCAUCUAUGAACGAUUGCAUCUCAGUGUUUUGUGGUCCUGAUUGGGUGCUAACAUCUAGGCUUCGAAGAAGUUACGGCGGCUCUAUCUGCGAUUUCUCGAUCAGGGGUGAUCGUCUCUUUGCACUUCAUAGUGAGGAAAAUGUGUUUGAUGUAUGGGAAACUCCACCUCCGCCGGUCAUAUGAUUCAACUCCUGGUUUGAUCAAUGUAGCAGUCUUUUUUAUUCUUUCUUUUUCUAGUAACAUAUAGGAUGAACUUACAGUUAAAACCAAAAUCAUAGGUUAGCAAAGAUUACAAGCCUUAAAAGGGUGAUAUUUAGAUUCUUGCGUUGUACAGAGUUUACUUGCUGUUUCAAAUAAGUGAAAACUGAUUGCUAAACA